Molecule: messenger RNA, 1863 nt
Organism: Aegilops tauschii subsp. strangulata
Lineage: Eukaryota; Viridiplantae; Streptophyta; Magnoliopsida; Poales; Poaceae
Source: RefSeq, a predicted model, not a curated record
AUGGCGUUAUCGCCGCUGCCGGGCAAGGGUGACGACCAGCUGCCCGGACGCGUCGGCAACGGCGACUGCACGUUCUACCGCGCCGAGCAGUACGUGCCAGGACCUCGUCCAGAGUGGUGCCCUGGUUUGGAUGCUACCUCCGUAGCGACAUCCGUCAGCUGGAGUGAAUCCGGCCCAGGUGCCUCGAGUGAACUCACUGAGGCAAGCUCCUUAGCGAUAUCCGGCAGCUCGAGUGAAUCCAGUCCAGGGGUCCUGAGUGAACUCAGCGAGCAGGUAGUUUCAAGGUUGCGUAGGAGUGUUGUGUCGCUUGCUUCAUUCGAUGGUGAUACCAAGUUACGUGAAUGCACAGGCACAUGCAUGGGAAGCUCAUGUCCUGAUGCCACGUGUUUACUGGCAUCGAUAAAUUUGAUUCCUUAUACCUGGCGUCUAAGGAAGAUCACCGAAAGUUUGAUGAUUAAAGUACGCCUUCCCGAUGAUCAGAUUGUCACUGGGUGGAUAGAGAAUCCUGAGUUAUAUGUUCAUUUUUUCAUAGUCAAAAUCAAGAAAGUUGAUGUUAUUGAUCCCACCCAUCUAUAUCAUCUAAGUCUUGAUCGUGCCAUGCAGUUUGAGCCUUAUAGGAAGGUAGUAGCUGUAUGGCGCUAUUAUGAUUCAGGAGAAUUAAAGACGAGAAGCGGAGUAGAUCUUGCCUCUGUAUUUUCUCAUACCGAUGAGAGGAUGUUAAGCACAUGCCGAAUCCAUGAGGUGGGGAUUGGAGGUCCCCUUGUUGAUUUUGAUGGCAACUUUGUCGGGAUGAACUACUCUGGUACCAAGGAACGAAAGACCCCCUAUGUACGAAGGCCUUCAAUUCGUGAAUUCAUGUGGUUUCGCGGGAUGGUCAGUGUUAAGGAAGAGGUUGAUGAAGCUGUAUCAACGAGAAUUAAAGGUCGUUAUGGAGACUCAGGUUUCCUCAUGGCAGGAGGCGGGCAAUACAUAAAUCGUCUUGACGAUAUGUUCAAGAAGGAUAUCCUGAGGAAACCAUUAGAAGGUUUUGGUUCAGAAAUGGAUCGAAGUGCCUACUCACUUGCUUCAGAAUCAAGCAAACGUCUUGCUUCAGAAAUGGAUCGUAGUGUUGUCUCACUUGCCUCAUUCAAUGGAUUUGCAAAGAAGUUUUCUUGCACAGGUGUAUUUAUAAAGGGCAAAAAAUGCUCUGCAACAAUUCUGACUUCAGCAAGUUUGGUUAGAGUUCCUGGCAGUGCACACAUGAUUGAUGAUAACUUAUGGAUUGAAGUUUGCCUUCCAGGCGGAUUUCGAGUUGUAGGGAUAUUGAACUGUUAUAAUUUACACUACAAUGUUGCUCUUGUUGACAUCAUGGGAUUCUGGCGUCCUCGUACAAUAAAAAUCCAUGGGCAUCCAGUUACCUCAUCUAUGGACGUAAUAGCUGUGGGUAGUCUUUUUGCGCGUCGCAAACUAAUGGCUGUUGAGGGGAAGGUGUUGAUUGGCAAACAAAGCAAACUUGAUUGCAAAGAGCUUUGUGUCUCCACCUGUGAAAUCACCAAGGCUGGGAUUGGAGGGCCUCUUAUUGACAAUGAUGGGAAUUUUGUUGGAAUGAACUUUUAUGACGAGGAAGAAACUCCGUUCCUGCCGAGGGAUGUUAUUCACCGCCUCUUAUUGAACUUCAAUAAAACACGUGCAGAUGGUACUAUUGCCGAGAGUGUUGAAAACAGAUGGUUGUUGCCUGGUGGGACACACGGAAACACUGAAUCUAUUGCAGCAAUUGAUGGAAACAAAUGGCCGUUGCCCGAGCCACGCUUCCUUCGUUGUAGAGACAUCCGUUUGCCACUUCAGAAAUGGCCUCUGCGUCGCCGAAGGCCUCUGCCUGUGUGA